Strongylocentrotus purpuratus (purple sea urchin) is the source of this 427-nucleotide messenger RNA. RefSeq names its product late histone L3 H2a. Gene Ontology annotation, molecular function: structural constituent of chromatin; DNA binding; protein heterodimerization activity. The record is from RefSeq and is marked validated. Gene Ontology annotation, cellular component: nucleosome. Lineage: Eukaryota; Metazoa; Echinodermata; Echinoidea; Camarodonta; Strongylocentrotidae.
AUUCUCAUCUUACUUGCCAUAGCAUAACCAAAUCUUUCAAAUCAUCAUGUCUGGACGUGGUAAAGGAGCAGGAAAGGCCCGUGCUAAGGCCAAGAGCCGAUCUGCCCGUGCAGGACUUCAGUUCCCAGUCGGUCGUGUCCACCGAUUCCUUCGCAAGGGGAACUAUGCCCAGCGUGUCGGUGCUGGUGCCCCAGUCUACCUAGCUGCCGUGCUCGAGUACCUGGCAGCUGAGAUCCUCGAGCUGGCUGGCAACGCCGCCCGCGACAACAAGAAGACACGUAUCAUCCCCCGUCACUUGCAGCUGGCUGUCCGUAACGACGAGGAGUUGAACAAGCUGCUCAGCGGAGUUACCAUCGCUCAAGGUGGUGUCCUCCCCAACAUCCAGGCUGUCCUUCUGCCCAAGAAGACCUCCAAGGCCUCCAAGUAA